Molecule: messenger RNA, 870 nt
Organism: Chrysochloris asiatica (Cape golden mole)
Lineage: Eukaryota; Metazoa; Chordata; Mammalia; Afrosoricida; Chrysochloridae
Gene: EIF4E3
Product: eukaryotic translation initiation factor 4E family member 3
Exons: 10
Coding region: 1-870 (289 amino acids)
Biological process (GO): translational initiation
Cellular component (GO): eukaryotic translation initiation factor 4F complex
Molecular function (GO): RNA 7-methylguanosine cap binding; translation initiation factor activity
Source: RefSeq, a predicted model, not a curated record
AUGGGAUGGGAAGUCUACUUCUUUCAAAUCAGGGUCGGUGUCGCCCCUCCACCCCGCCGUGGGGUGGCCGGCCUUUGUUCGGCGGCGGGAGCCAGCUGUGCGCCCCCGGAGGCCCCGCGGUGUUGCUCCCAGGCCGUGCGGACGGCGGGCGGCGGACGCGUGCCCACAGGCAGGCAUCCUGGCUGGGCAGUGGGGACCCGCUUUGCCCCCUCUGCGCUGCUCUGGUGGGGAGAUGUGGGCGAGUCCGGGAUACGGGGGCGCCUGGCUGUGAAGGAGUUGGCGGUGUUAGUGCUACACUGGACCAUCGCCACCCCGUGCUCACCCAAGCUGCGGUGGACACCUCUGCGAAUUCGCCCUGACCCACUGGGCAGAUCCCUCCCUGGUGCCACAGCAGCGGAGUGUGCAUCCAACCUGAAGAAGAUCUACACAGUACACACUGUGCAGAUAUUCUGGAGUGUGUACAAUAAUAUCCCUCCUGUGGCUAGCCUGCCUUUGAGAUGUAGUUAUCAUUUAAUGAGAGGAGAGAGGCGACCACUUUGGGAAGAAGAGAGUAAUGCAAAGGGUGGCGUAUGGAAAAUGAAAGUUCCUAAGAACAGCACGUCCACAGUUUGGAAGGAGUUGUUGUUAGCAACCAUCGGGGAGCAGUUCACAGACUGUGCUGCCACAGAUGACGACGUGAUAGGGCUGAGUGUCAGCAUUCGUGACCGCGAGGAUGUUGUCCAAGUCUGGAAUGUAAAUGCCUCUUUAGUGGGCGAAGCGACUGUUUUAGAAAAGAUCUAUGAACUUCUGCCCCACAUAUCGUUUAAAGCAGUAUUUUAUAAACCCCAUGAAGAGCAUCAUGCUUUUGAAGGUGGACGUGGAAAACACUAA